Messenger RNA from Branchiostoma floridae (Florida lancelet), 4057 nucleotides. Its product is annotated as lipid phosphate phosphatase delta-like. The record is from RefSeq and is a predicted model, not a curated record. Gene Ontology annotation, molecular function: sphingosine-1-phosphate phosphatase activity. The coding region runs from base 432 to 1829 and encodes 465 amino acids. Gene Ontology annotation, biological process: phospholipid dephosphorylation; sphingosine metabolic process. The transcript is spliced from 12 exons. Lineage: Eukaryota; Metazoa; Chordata; Leptocardii; Amphioxiformes; Branchiostomatidae. Gene Ontology annotation, cellular component: endoplasmic reticulum membrane.
ACGUAUGAGGUUAAAGGUCGUCAAAUGUCACCCAAAGAAUUUCGGUCAUUGAUUUUUCGGCUUUUGUCUGUCGACAUUUUCCGGCGGAUUGUUUUCCCAGGGUGGUUCUUUAAGUCCUCGUGGGAGUGUGGUGAACAGCCAUGACUGUGAAGGUUUCAAAGGGUUUAUGUAGAGAAAGAAUCGGCUAGUUUUAGGUUUUAACCCUGUAAAUUGGGGUGGUAGAAUACGGCGAAUUCGCCCCCCUCCCCUGUUUUGUUUCAAGGCCGGGUCAGGAUAUCUUCAGCUGCCAACAAAGAGCCUUUCACGCAUCGCAGACUGUGCUCUCUGUGUCAAGGGUCCUCACUGAGCACACAAUCGUCGCGUUCAUAACUGGAUCGCUAUUCCACUGAUUGAUCUGUAGUGCAUCUGUAGUAGUACACUCGUUGACUGACAUGUCUGCAGACGAGAUUGAAGAGCCGGUGGUUUCGCGCUCGCGGGCGAGCAAGAGGCCGGGCAAGACCGACUCCGACACCGAGGGAGUUUCAUCGUCGUCCGAUGAGAAGGGAGAAGACGGGAGAACGGAGAAAAAGAAGGGGCGAAUCGUUCAUGCACCGAUCGACAAGUUGGGACCAUAUGGGCGCUGGAUCCGCCACAUUCUGCUGGAGUCCAUUCUGGUGGGCACACCUGUCCUGGUGUCCAUACAGAAAUUCCGCACACCUGCCCGUACCUGUGCAAUGAAGAUGAUCAGUUUCCUGGGUACAGAAGACUUCUACACUCCACUCGUAUUGUGUCUGCUGUGGGUAUUAGAGUCUCGGCUGGGCCGACUCUAUGCUCUGCUUAUGGCAAUUGGGUUUUAUGUUACUGGGUUCUUGAAGAACUUCCUGUGUUUGCCACGCCCUCCUGUAGAUGCUGUGGAGAGUCUAGAGAAGGCCUAUGAUUGGGCAUUACCGAGCCAUCACUCCUUGCUGGGGGUCAUGCUACCAUUCUACCUGUGGUUCUACUACUACCUACACUGCCACAUGUCCACUACCUUCCUGGUGGUGCUCUUCUUCAUUGUGUGCAUAUGGUCGUUCUCCCUGAUGACCAGCCGGCUGUACCUGGGCGUGCACAGCCCAGCGGACAUCCUGACCGGCGGGCUGUUCGGUGUGCUGGUGCUGGCUACCUGGCUACAGGUGUCCGACCUGCUGGACAACUGGAGCGCUGUCCCUGAGAACCAUGUGUGGUUGCAGGCUGUGGUGUACUCCAUCCUGCUGCUUAUUGUCCACCCACGCUGCCAACCUGCCACACUGACCUUCUCUGACACGGUGGUGUUGAUGGGUGUGGCUGUGGGGGCCAUCAUCGGACACAGCAGAGUACGGAACUACUCCGCCUACCUGGCACUGCUGGAGACUAUGUCUGAACAUGCAUCACUGAGUGCAAUCAUAGGAAUGUCCUUGUUACGAAUGAUUGUUGGUGGUGUGCUGGUCUUCACCACCCGCAUCAUGGUGAAGUACCCCUGCAGAACGCUGCUGUUCCUCAUCGCCCAGUUUGCAGACAUCAACGUCUACAGCAGCAGCAUCUACAACAAAACCAACACCCCUGUCUCCAAGCACUACUCAGACGAGUACCUGCUUCCUCCCAUCUAUGAUCCUAAGAAGAAGAAGAACCCGUCCAGCCGUGACAGUAAUGAGGAGGAGGAGGAGGAAGAAGAGGAGGGAGACAGGCAGUUACAGGCCAGCCGAGCGCCCGAGCCCGAGCCUGUCCCCUGGGACGUGGACAUCCCCGUCAAAUACGUCACCUACCUGUCCAUGAUGUGGAUGGCCGUGGAGGGCGUGCCCAGCGUGUUUCACAUCAUCGGGCUGACUUUGUGAAACUACUUAUCACCACACAAGUGUAUAGGCUUUUAAAGUAUAACUAAUGCCUUGAUGUGUAUAGUCAGCUGAAGAAAUGACCACCAUCCUGCUGUUUGAUGCUCUCAGACAUCAGAGCGUCUGGGAAGUACAUGACAACAAGCAGGGCUACUGUAGUACAGCAUGUAACUAAGCGGCAAUGCAUGUGUGGCACCUAUAGAAAACACUAACAUGUAAGUACAAGUCAUUACAGUCGGUACCUCUUCUCAACGGAGCCAUUUGUACACAACCAAAUUUGUAAGGAGUGUGCAAUGUUUAAGUGUAAACAUUCCCAGAUUGGGACUCUUUGACUAGUCCUAAUGAAGGGAUUGUAGUGAUUCGAAUGAAGUCAGGACUUUAGAAGCCUUUAAAUCAAAUAUGUGCAUUGAAGACCACCUUUCAUAAUUUUCUGUGCAAAGGAUUACAAUAUGCACCCAUAGCUGUGGAUGUCCAUUGUACUGUACUGUAAACUCCUGGCAGAGUGAAACUUAAGAGUUCACUGUGUCUUGGAGUUGGUGAUUAAAACACGUAUACUAAGACAAGACAAAACACAUGUUCACUGUGUGAUGAAAGAACACAUAACCAACAUGAAUAUUUCACGAUUUACAGGAUGUUUUACAAAAUACAAAAAUGGCACGUGGAGUUUGAUUUUCAUCUGUCACAAAUCUUGCAAUGUGGUUUACUUCUGUUAAAGCCUUGAGGAUAAAGUUGUUCUAUAUUUUAUGGUACCAAAGUUGAGUUGAUGAUGUGGGGAGUCUGACAUCUUAUUUGAAAAAGUUUAACAUCUGUGAAAAUCUUGUCCAAUUGUGUGGGUAACUCUGAUAAAAUCUAUGUCUGAUAUUCAUGCAUGGUAACUUUUACAGUGAUUACAUGAAUGGUUUUGACAUUUAUGGUACUUUACAGAUGUUGUUAACUCCACUGUAUUCUGUUUUGAACACAAUCAUACUGAAAUGUAGCAACGUGAAGGUAUAAGAAGAUAGUGUUGUAUUUUAUGUUUUAAUUUGUGUUAUCGCAAUUGACUCUUGGACCAAUGUGAUAUAAGACAAUAGCUCUCAGGUGAUGUGGUUAUCAGUAAGAAGGGGAAUCCAAUAUGAUGAUAUGUACCAUUGAAAAUGAAGUGGUAAAUGGAAACUGUAAAACUUGACAUGGCAACAUUUUGACUUAAUUUAUUGUAUGGAUGAAAAAAUUCUGUGUGUCAGUAAGUAAUAGUAAUACAUUUAGUUGGCAUUAAUUUCAUACUGGCAUAGAUGGAAAUGUGAUCUACAUGUCUCUACAUGUAGAAGACUUAGAGGGUGUUUUAGAAACAGUAACAGCAACUUAAACAAAAACAUGCACAUACAUUUGUAUUCAUUGUCAAGAUAAAGAUAUUCAUUGUCUGUGAAAUCUGGAGAUCAUGGAAAAAUCUACUCAAAGGUAUUUUCUAAAUACUCCUUUCUUGCGAUUACUACCAAAACAGAGGCAGUGUAAAAGCCAUAUGGUAUAGACAGGUCAGGUAGAAAUACACGUGCACUUUGAAUUAGGGCUCUACUACAUGUGUAUCUCUUGUACUAGUAUGGUAGGGUAUGUAACCCUCAGUAUCCUAAGUCAGCAUUGUGUCGGUGAAGAUGUCUUGAUAUACAACAUCUGUAGCAUGAUAGGGGUUAACAUCCAGAAAGGAACAACCUAGGGUGGAUAUAGAAGUUGUGUAAAAUUGAAAGAAAAAAAGUUGGUAUCAGGAAGUGAAAUGAAUGAAACUUGACAAGUGAAAUGAAUGUUAAGUUUUGUGUUAACGUGAAAAAGAAUCAGAAAUAUUUACUGCCCUUUUAAACCCAACCUAACCCUACUCCUAAAACCUUUUUUUGGUAUUUCUCUUAAAAAUAUGUAUCUCUGUAAAAGAUUGUUAAUUCCACUUAAAGAUGUUGUCAUUCAAAAGUUAUGAAAUCCUAUACAUGUGAUAAUCACUACAAUGAAUUAUGAUAAUUCAUCAUUUUUAUAUUUUGUUUUAUGCCAGGUUUACGACAUGUUUUGUUGUGCAUGUUUUUGUGUUCACUAUUGUACUUGUAUUUUGUUCUGUGCUGCUCUAACAAGUAUGUUUCAGUACUUCUGCUUGUUUAUAUUGCUGCUAUAAGGAACGUUGUGUGCUAACCUUAAGUAAGCUAUGGGGCGUCCUUUGUCAUCAUUACAGUACGUGUGACUAUGAACAUUAAAAGUGUACAUCCCAAAUGAUAGAG